Messenger RNA from Galdieria sulphuraria, 839 nucleotides. RefSeq lists its product as uncharacterized. The record is from RefSeq and is a predicted model, not a curated record. NCBI's taxonomy places the organism in Eukaryota, Rhodophyta, Bangiophyceae, Galdieriales, Galdieriaceae. The transcript has 2 exons. Bases 78 to 803 code for a protein of 241 amino acids.
CAAUUUGAUUAUAAUUUGGAAAAGAUUUUCAUAUUGAUGACUCGUUGCUCUUGGAAAUACAACCAUACUAGUUCUCGAUGUAUUCCUACCCACAAAGUAAUAGAGUCAUUCCUGGAACUAGACAAGAUUCUCGUUCCCAAAACACUCCAAGUUCCAUUCCUGUCGCAGCAAGAAAUGUCUCCUACGUUAGUCCUAGUGACGAAACUUAUUACUAUAACACUACUUGGGGAGCAAACGUGUCCAGUGUCGUUCCUCCUCCUUCUUCCGUCCCUCCUUCAACUGUCCACCAAUCUUCAACUUCACAAACCAGAAGAAAACAUUGUUAUGUUAUAACUUUCGCCAUACUUGAUUUCGUGAUAACAGUCUUAAUAGCUGCCAUCUUUGGGUGGGUAUAUUCCAAAUACGGAAAGAGUUCUUGGUUUGCGACCACAAAGGUAAUCUAUGGUUUUGCUGUAGCACUACUUAUCAUAGGAGUGGCCCUAAUUGAAGCUGCAGACAUACGUUUUCUUUUUGUAUCCAGUUUAAAGGAAAAAUCAGACUUGGCAACUGGAAGAUUUAUCGCCUGGAUCAUCUACUUCUUAGGAGAGACUUGCUUCUAUAUAGACUAUGUUUGGUUCGUUAGCUAUAUAGAAUCUGAACCGGAAAGCAGUGGAACUCAUAUUGUCUUAUGGUUAUUGGUAGCGUUGGGGGCUUUGGUAUUGGUAUUAACAGCAUACAGUAUUUAUCGUGCGUAUCUUACUAUGAAACAAGCCAAAAAGGACGCUACUUUACAAGAGAGAAUAUAUUCUUCUGCCAAUAUGUAACAAAAAAUUUAUUUGGAAUGAGAAUUAUUAGCGAUU